Molecule: messenger RNA, 729 nt
Organism: Prunus armeniaca (apricot)
Lineage: Eukaryota; Viridiplantae; Streptophyta; Magnoliopsida; Rosales; Rosaceae
Source: the annotation of a GenBank genome assembly
AUGGCGUUUGUGGUCGUCAGAGAGAGAUGGUUCACCGUGCAGUGUGUGGUGACGGUCCAGCCUGAUACUGUGAGCCGCCAGAUGGUUAAGUACGUUGCUGGUUUGAGCCGUGAAUCGGUUAUUGAUGUUGAAGGUUUCGUGUCUGUUCCUAGUGUUGAGAUAAAAGGCACCACACAGCAGGUGGAGGUUCAAGUGAGGAAAUUGUAUUGUGUGAGUAGGGCUCCUGUGCUAUCUUUUAACAUUGAGGAUGCUGCUCGAAGUGAUGCUGAAAUCGAAAAAGCUUUGCAGGCUGGAGAAAAACUUGUCCGUGUUAAUCAGGACACCCGCUUGAAUAAUAGAGUUCUUGACUUGCGGACACAGGCAAAUCAGGGGAUAUUCAGCAUCCAGAGUGAAGUUGGAAAUAUCUUUAGGGGUUUCUUGUUAUCUGAAGGCUUUCGUGAAAUCCACACGCCAAAACUGAAUGCGGGUUCAAGUGAAGGUGGUGCUGCUGUGUUUACACUCGACUACAAGGGUCAACCUGCCUGCCUAGCCCAAUCACCCCAGCUUCACAAACAGAUGGCCAUCUGUGCUGAAUUUCGCGGGGUUUUUGAGAUUGGUCCUGUUUAUAGAGGCGAGGACUCAAAUACCCAUAGGAAUUUGUGUGAAUUUACUGGUCUUGAUGUUGAAAUGGAGAUCGACUUGCACUAUUCUGAGGUAGAAUUUGAAUGUCAAAGGUCUUCUUAUCCCUAG